AUGACACUUCCACCCACUUCCGGCAUUUACUUCUUUCCCGAAGACGAUGUACCCCCACCUGGCGACCCAAUUUGCGACUUGCAACUGGACCAACCAUCGCUCACGGGUACCCUCCGCCGAAACUUCGUCUCAAUAUUUGGUAAAUAUAUCCGCCCGUGGGCUACACACACGGACGCCAAUUAUCCGCUACCGGUAUCGCCAGUACGACAGCAGGUCUUCCUCCCACUUGUGCAAGUCUCGUACCAAUGUCAAAUCUUCACGACAACCACCAGGACAACACUAACACAGGUAUUCUACCACCCCGGGAACCGACCCAUUUCCAAAGCAACCUACACGUUCCCACUAUGGGCGAAUUGUUCCGUCGUCUCUUUCGUUUGCAGAGUCGGUGAAAGUAAGGUUAUUACCGGGGUCAUAAAACCGAAAGAAGUCGCGAAGGAGGCUUAUGAGAAGGUUGCAAGCAGCGGGAAGAUGGCUGGGCUGUUGGAGUAUAACACCCCAGAUGUUUUCACCACAAGUAUUGGGAAUAUACCCGCUGGUGUGAAGAUUAAA
Molecule: messenger RNA, 549 nt
Organism: Tuber aestivum (summer truffle)
Lineage: Eukaryota; Fungi; Ascomycota; Pezizomycetes; Pezizales; Tuberaceae
Source: the annotation of a GenBank genome assembly